Messenger RNA from Hyposmocoma kahamanoa, 1990 nucleotides. Its product is annotated as serine protease Hayan-like. Gene Ontology annotation, biological process: proteolysis. The transcript has 10 exons. Bases 1 to 1818 code for a protein of 605 amino acids. The record is from RefSeq and is a predicted model, not a curated record. Gene Ontology annotation, molecular function: serine-type endopeptidase activity. NCBI's taxonomy places the organism in Eukaryota, Metazoa, Arthropoda, Insecta, Lepidoptera, Cosmopterigidae.
AUGAAUAUGCGAAAUAUUCGAGCCCUAAGCUCCCUUCUACUCUUGGCCGUAGCGGUGCCAUCUCAAGAACAGAGCACACCUCUUUCACCAUGUAUGAACGUGUUCAUGUAUGAACCAUCUAGCACGGAGUCAGGCAAAUGGUACGGAGUGGUCAACGUGUCCACGGAUAGUACUUUGCACUCACUUUGGCUGAAUAUCGUUUUGGACAGCAAGGCUGACAUACUUGGGAAUUGGGUUGGAGACGUAACAACAACAGAUAAUAUAGAUUUCAAAAUAGAAAACACCAAAAUGAAAAUCCACCCGGGUCCGGCACAGGCAAUCAAAUUCUUCGUCCAGUAUAAUCCAUUAAACAAACCACCUAAAUUACAAGCAAUACGACUGAACGGCAGGGAAAUCUGCAACGCUAACAAUCGACAACCUGUAGUCGACAGACCGGACUCAGUAGAACAAAGACCGAGUAGACCAGAAACUACAAUCCGUCCUACAUCUAGGCCAGAGUCGACACGACCGAGACCGGAGAGCCCACGCCCGGAGAGACCGACAAACACGCGGCCUGAAAGACCAGACAACUCAUAUCCGCAAAGACCCGAGACCCGACCCGAGAGCAGACCCGAAAGCAGACCCGAGAGCAGACCCGAGAGCAGACCCGAGAGCAGACCUGAGAGCAGACCCGAGAGCAGACCCGAGAGCCGACCCCAGAGCAGACCAGAGAGCAGACCAGAGGAAAGACCAAACAUCAGGCCAGAAGAUCGACCGAACACAAAGCCAGUAUUUGGAAAUCCGACGGGAGAUGGACCAGUGUAUGUUCCAACUUUAAACACUCCUAGUGAUCAUAGCAAUGCGAAUCCAUACAGCAUAAACGACGGGCGUAUCCCGGCGCAGAAUGUGGGUACCCAGACUUCCAGUGGCGGGCGAAGACCUGAGGUGUAUCCGGCGACACCCACCACACCCUUACGGACGACCACGUCACGACGAAGGGGCGAUGAAGAUGACUUUGAUAGUGACAGUCGCCCAGAUCCAGUGGAAUAUUUCACAGGCGAACGACCAACAUUUGUAGUGUCGAACCCUUCAAACAACAACAAUUAUUAUAACACACAUAACCAGGACGAAUGCGGUCGUGUGAUGCGCAACAACCCUAACCCUUUGGUUGUGAAUGGGAAACCAACCCUGGAAGGGCAGUGGCCCUGGCAGAUUGCGCUUUAUCAAACCCAGACGGUCGACAACAAGUACAUCUGCGGUGGUACCCUCGUUUCUCGUCGUCAUGUUAUCACAGCAGCUCAUUGUGUAACACGCAAAAACUCCAAUCGAGUUGUUAACAAGAAUACACUCACCAUUUACUUGGGAAAACACAACUUGAGGACUUCUGUUGAAGGUGUUCAGAUAAGACUGGUGUCAGACAUAAAAGUCCAUCCGGAUUACAACGCGUCAGCGUACAGCCGCGACCUAGGCAUCCUAGAACUGAGAGAAGCAGCCACCUACUCCGAUUGGGUGAGACCUGCCUGUCUCUGGCCGGAGAACGAAAUUGACCUUGCUAACGUAAUUGGCGAGAAAGGAAAUUGGCUGUGUAAAGCCAUUAUGCUUUUGCUUCCAGGAGGCAUCGAUGGUCAUUCCGGAACUAGAAAAAGCACAUCCGUUUGCAACGGUGACAGCGGAGGCGGCAUGGUGUUCAACAAACAAAACCGGUGGUACCUACGAGGCCUGGUCUCGCUCUCCGUGGCUCGGCAGAACGAGUACCGCUGUGAUCCCACUCAUUACGUGGUCUUUACAGAUUUAGCCAAAUUCUUGCCGUGGAUCAAACGGAAUAUUAACGUAUAUUAAGUAUAGGAACGAUUGGUUUUACUUAUACAUAUCGACUGUGAGUGUGAAUGGCAACCGGUACUAUCUCAAUUUUCUAAAGAUUUCACUUUUUAAUACCAUUUUAUACUAUUUCAUACACCGCAGCGUUCCAUUGUUUUAAUAACAUGUGUAAUAAUAAUCUCAGUACAGAGUA